CGCAGUGUGGCGCCGAUGCUCGUGCGCACAGCACGCUCACACGGGACGCGCGUGCGCACUACACGCGACCUGUCAAAUCGCGCUCACAGUUCCGAAUUCGAAUACGGCCCGCGGAUUGGACGGUGCGAACCAUUUCAAAAAUGGAACGAAUGUUCAACCUCUUUUGCGUUGAUCUGACCUAAUCUUUGAAGUCACUGGCACAAACGAUAUUGUGUUUAAAAAACAGUGUCUAUAUAAAGGAUGUGACAAUAGUUCCCCAACACAAACAGCACAGUGUAUCGAUAUGUGCUAAUCGUUCUCUAGGUCUGCUCAAUUUAGUCCAGUGAUGCCAAGGGCAUGAAUUUUGACUUGUUAAAAGUGUGAACUAAAAAGGUGUGAACUAUUGAAUUUGCUCAAAGUAGUGUAUUUGUACAUAAACUAUAUACUCGUAUAUAUAACGGAUUUGUAGUUAUUUUCGUGUUGUAUAUAAUUAUUGGAAAAAGGAUUGUUUCUGUACUGGAUUUUUAGCGGUAGAGUGAGGCGCUGGGGGGGUCAUCGUGUCGCGCAUGAUGCCAACGGUCGCGGCGCGGGGCGACGCCGACCGGAGCGUGCCACUACAGCUGACUGCAUCCAGCCAUCAUGUUUACCAGGUUCGACCAAGGCAAAUCAACGAAAGGCGCGAGCAAACUCCGUCGCGACCUGAUCAACGCAGAGAUCGCCAACCUCCGGGACCUGUUGCCGCUCCCCCCUUCCACCAGGCAGAGGCUCUCGCAGCUCCAACUUAUGGCACUGGUCUGCGUGUACGUCAGGAAGUCCAACUACUUUCAACAAGUCUUCAAACGCUUUGACAUCAACCAUCAACCCUCGACGGCAGCAAAUUUCGGAUUUUCAAAGGCUUUAAACGGAUUCCUAAUGAUGAUGACGCAGAACGGCAAACUUCUAUACAUCUCUGACAACGCGGCCGAGUACUUGGGACAUUCCAUGGAGGACCUCCUCAUCCACGGCGACAGCGUGUACGACGUCAUAGAUAAGCAAGACCAGCAAGCAGUGAGGACAGAGCUGUCUCGGGCGCCGACUGAUGGAGAAGACAGGGUAUUCCUCUGCAGGAUGAAUGUUGCUAGAAAUGCUAGGAGGCAGAUGAGGUUCGGGGAUCAGAAGGUGGUGUUAGUGCGUGGUCACUUCGUCUCAUACCUGCCGCUGUGCAGCCGCAAUGAGCCGGUGUUUCUGGCGCUGUGCACGCCGCUCGCCAUGCCCGAGACGCGCGAGUGCGUCGUGCAUGGCGCUACCAACGUUUUCACCACCGUACACGCCAUGGACAUGAAGAUACUGCACAUUGAUGCUAAUAGUGAGUGGCACCUGGGCUGGGAGCGGAGUUCACUGCACGGGGUCAGUUGGUACCAUCUCUUACAUCCUGACUGCUGCAAGGAGGCCCAGAGCAAACAUCGAUUAAUCACCCAGUCGGAGCAAGAAAGGUCCUGCAUAGCACUACUCCGGCUGCAGCGAAGGUCUGGCCAGUUCCUCUGGGUGCACGCCGUGCUGCAGCUCAAGGACAACUUGGAAAACUCACAGCGGCCCGUCAUAGUCUGCACUAACCAGGUUUUAAGUGAACAAGAAGCCGCAGUGAUGAAGGCAAAUCCGUGGCUCUACCACUACUACGCGGUACAAUCUAAACUCCACUACGGUCUGGCUUACGAAGCAGCUACAAGAAUGUAUGGCCCACCACCCCCAGAUCUUCAAGUUUACCCACCAACGAUGCAGUAUACCCCAGCACCUCCUGUCUGCAUUAACGGGAACCAACCAGUCAUGAUGCCAAACCCUGGACUCCAACCUCACAUAAGCCAUGUGCCGGCGCAUCUAGCCCCCAUGCAUUAUGCUUACGAGAGACCUGAAAACGGCCCUGUCGAUUAUUCUGUCUCUCUCCAAGACAACAGGUACCACAAUAUGCGGAUAGAGGAUACGAGAAUUCAACCUAAUGCGAAACGAAAAGGAAAAAAUGGCGACGAUAAACCGAAUACGCCGGUUUCCAUGUCUCCUCGGUGUACGCCGUCCACGGUGACAUCAGGAGACACGUUAGUGGCCGUUUCGGCUGGUUCUAUUGCUAGUAGGCGACCAGGAUCGAAAAACUUCAACAUAACAGAAACCGAAAUGGUUGACCAAUGGAAUCCUAGUCCUACGUGGUCAGAAUCGGCACUGCAAAAGGUUCCUGACGUGUGUCAUCAAGAUUUGAGUCCGUACGUCACAACCACACCUCCCACACCCAGUGGCACCCCUUCAGCGUACACCCAUAACUAUAGUCAUACGUUUGUGUUUGAUUGGUCACCAGAGCAAUAUGUUCCUCAUACUAACAAUAGAUGUAACACAGUAACCACAGAA
Manduca sexta (tobacco hornworm) is the source of this 2352-nucleotide messenger RNA. Its product is annotated as neuronal PAS domain-containing protein 4. The transcript has 11 exons. Gene Ontology annotation, molecular function: protein dimerization activity; DNA-binding transcription factor activity, RNA polymerase II-specific; RNA polymerase II transcription regulatory region sequence-specific DNA binding. Gene Ontology annotation, biological process: regulation of transcription by RNA polymerase II. The record is from RefSeq and is a predicted model, not a curated record. NCBI's taxonomy places the organism in Eukaryota, Metazoa, Arthropoda, Insecta, Lepidoptera, Sphingidae. The annotation marks the transcript as partial.